Messenger RNA from Strongyloides ratti, 549 nucleotides. RefSeq lists its product as hypothetical. Gene Ontology annotation, cellular component: apical plasma membrane; endocytic vesicle. Bases 1 to 549 code for a protein of 182 amino acids. The transcript has a single exon. NCBI's taxonomy places the organism in Eukaryota, Metazoa, Nematoda, Chromadorea, Rhabditida, Strongyloididae. Gene Ontology annotation, biological process: receptor-mediated endocytosis; intracellular protein localization. The record is from RefSeq and is a predicted model, not a curated record.
AUGAAUAAUUUAUUAUUUUUAUUUUUACUAAUUAUUAAUUUAUCAAUUAAAGUAACAUUUUCUUACUAUACUUAUGAAUUAAUAUUCUCAAAUGAUUUUGAAGCACAAUUAGGGUGGAAAAAUCAUGAAUUUCCAUGUGAUAAUGAUAUUAUUACUUUUGAAAGAAAUAUAACAAAUAUUGUAACUAUUAGUCAGAAUUUUAAAGCUUCAUCUAUUGUAUUACCAGUUAAUGGUAUUCUAUAUAUUGAUGAUAAUAUUAAAAUUGGAAAAAAAGGUAAAUGGCAAUGUCGUAAAACAAAUAUUCCAAAAAAGAAAGUAUAUAAUAAUUUAUAUCAUGGAAAACCAAAUUUUUAUGAUUCAAUGCAUUGGAGAAUCAAAGAAAGAGAAUAUUAUACAGAAUAUUUAAGUACACAUAAUUUAUUACAUUUUCAACGUGUUCCUGAUUCUAAAUCAACUAUAAUAAUACCAUAUGGAGAUGCUACACAAAUUGAAACAAGAAAAAUGAUACAAUUUCAACGUUUAAUAAAUAGAUAUCAAGUAAGUUUAUAA